This is a messenger RNA of Tauraco erythrolophus (red-crested turaco), 680 nucleotides long. RefSeq names its product retinol binding protein 1 (gene RBP1). Gene Ontology annotation, cellular component: cytosol. Gene Ontology annotation, biological process: retinoic acid biosynthetic process; vitamin A metabolic process. Gene Ontology annotation, molecular function: lipid binding. NCBI's taxonomy places the organism in Eukaryota, Metazoa, Chordata, Aves, Musophagiformes, Musophagidae. The record is from RefSeq and is a predicted model, not a curated record.
GAAUCAACACACUAUUCGGAGACUUUGAUUUUGACAGUUACCUAAGUAGGGAUGCCUGCAGAUUUCAAUGGUUACUGGAAAAUGGUCAGCAAUGAUAACUUUGAGGAGUAUCUGAAAGCAUUGGAUGUAAAUGUUGCUGUAAGAAAAAUAGCAAACUUGCUAAAACCUGACAAAGAAAUCCUUCAGAACGGGGAUCAUAUGAUCAUUAAAACGCUAAGCACUUUUAGAAACUACAUCAUGGAAUUUGAUGUAGGAAAGGAGUUUGAGGAGGAUUUAGCUGGGGUGGAUGAUCGCAAAUGCAUGACCACUGUAUCUUGGGAUGGAGAUAAGCUGCUUUGUGUACAGAAUGGAGAAAAAGAAGGUCGUGGUUGGACCCAGUGGAUUGAAGGAGAUGAAAUGCACCUGGAAAUAAGAGUGUGUGGAGUCAAGUGUAAGCAGGUCUUUAAGAAGGUACAGUGAGCCUACUGCUGAUACAGAAGUGAAGAACAGUAGAAUCUGCAGCCUUACCACCAAAUCUCCAAAUGCUAGUAAUGAACAUCACCAGUGACUAGAGCAAACACAGAAAUGAAGAUCACAUUAGAACUGUAUAGUUAGAAUAAAAUAUUUUUAACAAAUCCUUUUAAACAAAUAACUGCAAAUAAAACUAUUUUUAGAAAUGUCAGAGAUACUAAACACUAUAA